CCCCGCAGAGAGGCAUCCUCCUCCUGCUUUCCCCCUGCGGACAUCGAGCAGACUUCUUGCGGGCUUCGCAGCUCCUCCAGGCCGCCGGGUCCGCGUUGUUUCCCCGGAGCAUGUGACGCGCUCUGCGGGGGAAGCCAGCGCCGUUUUCGGGGAGAUGAUCUGGUGACGACGCGGUCCACCUCCAGAGUGUGUCCUCCUGCCCGUUGACGUGUGUGUGUGUGUGUGUGAGACUCCAGUCAUGGCUCGUGGCUGCAUCUGCUGUGUGAAAUACAUGCUGUUCCUCUUCAACCUGCUCUUCUGGCUGGGCGGCUGCGGCCUGCUGGGCGUGGGUGUGUGGCUGUCGGUCUCCCAGGGCAGCUUCGCUGCCCUCUCGCCCUCGUUCCCGUCGCUGUCCGCCGCCAACCUCAUCAUCACCCUGGGCACCGUCGUCAUGGUGACGGGGUUCCUGGGCUGCCUGGGUGCCAUCAAGGAGAACAAGUGUCUGCUGCUGAGCUUUUUCAUCGUUCUCCUGAUCAUCCUCCUGGCCGAACUCAUCCUCCUCAUCCUCUUCUUCGUCUACACGGACAAGGUGAGUGAGAACGCCAGCCGGGACCUGAAGGAGGGGCUGGUGCUGUACAACACGGAGGACAACACCGGUCUGAGGGAGGCGUGGAACACCAUCCAGGGCCAGUGGCGGUGCUGCGGCGUGGUCAGCCACAGCGACUGGUACGCGGCGCUGCAGGAAGACGUGGUCCCUGACCGCUGCUGCCAGCAGGUCUUCCCCGGAUGCGGACGCAACGCCUCCAACGCCUUCUGGACGCGGGGUUGUUAUGAGAAGGUACAGGAGUGGCUGGAUGACAACAAACACCUCCUGGGAACCAUCGCCAUGUGUGUGUUGGUCAUUCAGCUGCUCGGCAUGGCCUUCUCCAUGACCCUGUACCAGCAGAUCCACCGAGCCGGGAAGAAGUACGAAGCCUGACAGCAUUUCACCACAACCAGCUCUUAAUACAUAUAUAUCUAUAUCUAUAUCUAUCAAUCACUUUUUUAGUAAAAUGAUCAUUUAUGGUGUGUGCCACUCAUGUCUGCACUCGCUUCCUGUUGUGAAUAGUUGUAGUGGUUCUCAGUGUGUUCUUCAGAGCCAUACCUGUGGAUCUGUGCUGUACUGACAUGUUGAAUAAAGACACAGCACUCUGCA
Molecule: messenger RNA, 1174 nt
Organism: Salarias fasciatus (jewelled blenny)
Lineage: Eukaryota; Metazoa; Chordata; Actinopteri; Blenniiformes; Blenniidae
Product: tetraspanin-9
Exons: 9
Coding region: 239-958 (239 amino acids)
Cellular component (GO): plasma membrane
Source: RefSeq, a predicted model, not a curated record